This is a messenger RNA of Aspergillus piperis CBS 112811, 1575 nucleotides long. Its product is annotated as 4-hydroxyphenylpyruvate dioxygenase family protein. Lineage: Eukaryota; Fungi; Ascomycota; Eurotiomycetes; Eurotiales; Aspergillaceae. Gene Ontology annotation, molecular function: 4-hydroxyphenylpyruvate dioxygenase activity. The transcript has 4 exons. The record is from RefSeq and is a predicted model, not a curated record. Gene Ontology annotation, biological process: L-tyrosine catabolic process. Bases 1 to 1200 code for a protein of 399 amino acids.
AUGCGUUACAACGGCGUAACCGGCGAUUCAUCCAAAAUCCCGGCCAACUUGGCGGUGAUUAAAAACAUCAAUCCAAACUACACCGGGUUUGACUACAUCUCCUGGUAUCUUGGCAAUGCUCGCCAAGCUGCCACCUACUUUGUCGCUCAUUUUGGCUUUCGGGUUAUUGCAUACAGCGGACCAGAAACUGGAUCGCACCUGACAACUUCCUAUGUUGUUGCCAACGGUAACGCUCGCUUCAUGCUGACUGCUCCAGUGACUGGGCCGCAGAAUAUCCCCUCCGACAAGGAUGUUUCCGAGAAGGACCGUAGUCUGAUGACCGAGAUCCAAGCACACUUGGUCAAGCACGGCGAUGGAGUUAAGGACAUCGCCUUCCAGGUUGACGAUGUCAGGGGCGUGUGGGAGCAUGCUCCAACUAUCCUUACCGAUGACAAGGAUGGGGAAGUUCUCUGUGCGACCAUUAAGACUUACGGCGAUACAGCUCACACCUUGAUCAAUAGAUCAAAUUACCGAGGAGUUUUCCUUCCCGGCUUCCGCUCAGUUAAUGAUAUGAACGCUCUGAAUGAGUUACUGCCAAAGGUGGAUCUUAUUGAAAUCGAUCACUGUGUCGGAAACCAACCCUGGAAUGGUCUUGACGGAAUUGUCAAAUAUUACGAAGAUGCCCUAAACUUCCACCGCUACUGGUCUGUGGAUGACAAGGAUAUGUGUUCCGACUAUUCCGCCAUGCGAUCCGUUGUUGUGGCAUCGCCUAACAAUGUGAUCAAAAUGCCGAUGAACGAGCCAGCCACUGGUUUGAAGAAAUCUCAGAUCGAAGAAUUCGUGGACUACUACGGUGGCGCAGGCUGCCAGCAUAUUGCUUUUCGAACCAACAACAUCAUUGAAGCCGUUGAAAACCUUGCAAGCCGUGGUGUAAGCUUUCUUUCCAUGCCCAGCAGCUACUACGUCAACAUGCGUGAGCGACUAGCUUUGAAGAAUGUCAAACUUGCCGAAGAUAUCAACCUCCUGGAGAAAUACAAUAUCCUCAUCGACUUCGAUGAAGGGGGAUAUCUUCUCCAGAUCUUCACGAAGCACGUGGGCGACCGUCCAACUGUCUUCAUGGAAAUCAUUCAGAGAGAGAAUUUUGAUGGCUUUGGAGCUGGGAACUUCAAGAGUCUGUUCGAAGCUUUUGAGAGGGAACAGGCGUUACGCGGGAAUCUAUGAGCUUUCUUUGGAGAUAGUGCACGAGCUUUUCCAAAUGCCUUUGAAUACAUGUGAUUCCUUGCUGUAUCGGUUUCCGGCUUUUCUGUUGAUGCAAAAAUGAUAUCUGGUUAGAAUGAUUUAUGUAUGCUGAUGGGAAGUAGAAUGGAGGGUAAAUGGCGCAUUCUAUGAAUAUCCAAGUUCCAAGUCUCCAAUGGUUUUUUGUCUCGACCUUGGCGACCUGACAAAGAGUUCAGGACCUGAGCAAGAAUAGUGCGGCCGAGGACGAAAAGAAUGAUAUUAAGUACAUUCGGUAUCUUCACAGCAGUCGAUUUGAUGCUAUCCGACGUAGUAUAUAUUCAAUGGUAGUAUGAGUCCAUAAUCACAUUUUUUCAGGAG